Archocentrus centrarchus (flier cichlid) is the source of this 931-nucleotide messenger RNA. RefSeq lists its product as uncharacterized. Gene Ontology annotation, molecular function: signaling receptor binding. NCBI's taxonomy places the organism in Eukaryota, Metazoa, Chordata, Actinopteri, Cichliformes, Cichlidae. Gene Ontology annotation, cellular component: external side of plasma membrane. The coding region runs from base 1 to 711 and encodes 236 amino acids. The record is from RefSeq and is a predicted model, not a curated record. Gene Ontology annotation, biological process: T cell receptor signaling pathway; regulation of cytokine production. The transcript has 4 exons.
AUGAUAAGGUGGAAUAAACCUGACCUGCAGUCAGAGGAUUAUGUCUUCUACUUCAAAGAUGGUCAUGUUCAGGAAGAGCUCCAGCAUGAACUGUUUAAAGGACAGAAACCUGAGCUUCUCAGCAGCCUCACCCUGAAGGUUGAAAACCCAGAUAAUAAACAGGAAACAGUCAAACGUGGAGAAGAUGCCACUCUGCAGUGCAGCGGUACCAGACGUGCUGCUGUCGUAAUUUUAAGGUGGAGAAAAAAUGACCAGCAGCCAGAGCUUCAAGACACCAACAAGGAGGAGUUUUAUGUUUUUUACAUCAAGCGCAACCGCACUUAUGAAAACUUCCAGCUUCCAUCUUUUAAAGGUCGAGUGCAGCUCAGAGAUCCACAGAUGAAAGAUGGAGACCUCUCUGUGAUUAUCAAAAAUGUCUCCAUGAAUGACGCUGGAAUAUAUGAAUGUUAUGCUGGAUAUGACAAAGAUGACCCUCAGCUUAUGAGCAGCACCAACCUGACAGUUGAAGAAUCAGGUCAGCCAGGAGGACAAAGUGGGGAUGGAGGGAAGAAGAGUGAUUCUGUUGCUCUGAUAGUUGGUCUGUCAGUGCCUGCUGUGCUGUUCAUUGGUCUUGUUGGUUUUCUUAUCUACAAAAAAUGUCUAAAUCAAUCAAAUCCAGAUUAUCAGUCUCCUCCAGCUCAGGGCAUUGGACUGCGUGAAGUGUCUUCAUAACUGAACUGUGAGUCCUGCUGCUGUUCCAGGUUCCCAGCAGCCAGUUCAACAUUCACAGUAACUGAAGGUCAGAGUUCACAGUGAAAAUUAAAUGAUGUGAGAUGGAGUCAAAGUGGAAUUUGGCAGCAACACUAAGAUCUGGUUUUCUUGUGAUUAUCUGAUCUCACUGCUCAUCAUACCAGCAAAUGUUCUCAUUAAUUAAUAAUUAUGAACCCAGAUC